Molecule: messenger RNA, 1440 nt
Organism: Colletotrichum karsti
Lineage: Eukaryota; Fungi; Ascomycota; Sordariomycetes; Glomerellales; Glomerellaceae
Exons: 3
Coding region: 1-1440 (479 amino acids)
Source: RefSeq, a predicted model, not a curated record
AUGGUUUCCGGCCCCUUUGACUACGGACCAGCCACCUGUCACGUCGGGGCCGACAAGCGCCGUGUCAACAAUUCGAUUGCCGCCCAUUCGAGAACCACCCGUUCGGGAGCCGACAACCCCAGCGCCGCCAGCUUGGGCGCCGAGGAUGCUUAUCUCAUCAGCGAUGGCAGCAUUCGUGAAGACUUCAAGCAAUACAAUGAAGGGCGCAAGCUGGUGCUGAGAUACCAAACUCCGCGACGGCCUUAUGGUCUAUCAGAAUAUCCUAACCCUCCUGGAAUCGAGAGCGAUGAUAAGGCUCUGUCAAAAGAAGAGAUAGAACUGACACGUACUGCCCUAGUUUACCACGAUCGCUACAUCAGCGAUCACACCCCUGGUCCAGUCGAGGCCAAAGUCGAUCUUACGGUUGUGGACAACAUAUCUGGCGGUGUUGGUGCCGGCACUCAGAUACUUCUCUGUAAAGUUGAGGAUACCCAGUACGAUGGAGACACAGAAAUUUGCAACAAUGGAAAGAUGCAAUCAGACUCGUCGAUCCGCCACUUCUUCAACGACACGGCCAGGCGUGUGAAGCAGGCAUGCGAUGCCAUACUUUCCCCUUGGCGCCAGGAUGCGGAGAAUGCAGGCGAUGCUGGUCCUUCGGAAGACCAGAAACAAGAGAAGUCUGUCCUCAGCGAACGCCCAACCUUAAUCGGAGACCGCUUGGUUCUAGGCCAACUUGUGGUUGUCAAGGUCUACGACGCAAUGUUCUAUCCUGGCGGAAUGCACCAAGGUCUCUGGAAGGCAACCUCCAUCGCUGACCAGGAGCACAGCCGCGAGGCUGGUACUUACUCUCAUCUCUGGACUGAGAAUAAGACCGGCAAGCUGCAGAUCACGCCGCAGUUUUACGGCUCAUGGGCGAUCGAACUUACGACUGUCAACCAGCAGGUCUCGCAGAAGAAACGAUUUGCUCGUUCCAUUAUGAUCGAACACGUCAAAGGGAGACCUGAAAUGGCCGAUGGCACAGAGUUCAUUUUCGACGAGGACUUCCGCCUGGGUGUCCUACAGCGAUUGAUAGACGGCUACGUCAAUCUUCUUCAUGUGGGCGUCUGGCUGCGUAUCGAUCCAGAGGAUGUUCUCUUAACAGGAAAGGAUGGCGACGUACUCCUGGAUAAGCCCCGGGUUGUCCUUAUCGACUACGUCAACGCCCGAAUUGACUCACAGUUUAAAAAGCCGAACAACAUCUACCAACCGUGGAAGAUGCCCCCUCAUCCCUUUGGAGAGUUCAGUAUGGAGAAGAUGAUACACUUCUCAGGCUGGUAUAACCACCUCUGGACAACACACCAUUUCGACAGAUGGAUGAAGCAGGUGUUUGGCCAGUUGGACGACCCAAGAUACACAAGUCCCAUGGUGUCCAAAGCAUUCAUCGACGAGAUCGGAACAGAGGAUACAGGUCUUCCGGCAUAG